This is a messenger RNA of Schistosoma guineensis, 493 nucleotides long. The record is from the annotation of a GenBank genome assembly. NCBI's taxonomy places the organism in Eukaryota, Metazoa, Platyhelminthes, Trematoda, Strigeidida, Schistosomatidae.
CUAUAGAUUUUGAAGACCUUGACAUUUGACGGCCAGCACGGAAUGCAAUGGAGAGCUCGGAAUCAAUUAGAAGAUUUGGAGUCCAUAGACGACCUGGCCAUACUCGCCCAUACACACGAACAAAUGCAGAUGAUGAUAACUACUGUAGCAGCAGCCUCUGUAUUAGUAGGCCUCAAUAUACACGAAGGAAAAACCAAGAUCCUCAAACACAACACGGAGAACACCAACCCAGUCACACUUGAUGAAGAAACUCUGGAAAAGGCGGAAACAUUCAAAAAUCUGGUUAAUAUCAUCGAUGAACGAGGAGGAUCUGAUGCAGAUGUAGGGGCAAGGGUUGACAAGGCAAGGACAGCAUUCCUACAAUUGAAGAACAUAUGGAACUCAGAACAACUGUCAAACAACAUCGAAGUCAGAAUCUUCGAUACGAACGUCUAGACAGUUCUAUUAUACGGAGCUGAAACUUAGAGAACUGCCACAACCAUUGUCGAAAAAG